Messenger RNA from Nicotiana attenuata, 1524 nucleotides. Its product is annotated as O-acyltransferase WSD1-like. Lineage: Eukaryota; Viridiplantae; Streptophyta; Magnoliopsida; Solanales; Solanaceae. The transcript is spliced from 7 exons. The record is from RefSeq and is a predicted model, not a curated record. Bases 2 to 1510 code for a protein of 502 amino acids. Gene Ontology annotation, biological process: triglyceride biosynthetic process. Gene Ontology annotation, molecular function: diacylglycerol O-acyltransferase activity; long-chain-alcohol O-fatty-acyltransferase activity. Gene Ontology annotation, cellular component: plasma membrane.
GAUGGUUAUCAAACCUGUACGAACAUCAAAGAAAUUAGGAAAUGGAGAAGAAGAAGAAGCAUUAUUGAGUCCAAAUUCUAGACUGUUUCAUGAACCAAACUACAACGUUCACAUCAUAGCAAUCAUGGGUUGGAAAGUACCAGUUGACGUUGACGCCAUGAAAGGUGAAUUACAACACAAGGUGCUUAAACACCCACGCUUUUCCAGUUUGCAGGUUAUGGAUGAAAGUGAUGGCAAUGGAAAAAUGAGAUUGGUUCCUACGUCAGUCAACCUAGAUGAUCAUAUUACUGUCCCUGACCUGAAGCCAAACCCCAAUAAUAUGGAUACCGACAAGCUGGUAGAAGAUUAUAUAUCAAACCUAAGCACGACCACUCUUGACACGUCAAAACCUCUAUGGGAUCUUCACAUCCUUAACGUGAAAACCUCCCAUGCCAAGGCUACCUCUAUUUUCCGUUUUCACCAUUCUCUAGGCGAUGGAGUUUCCCUCAUUUCGCUUUUACUCUCUUGUUUCCGUAAAAGUUCGGAUCCUACUUCUUUGCCCACACUCCCGGUUUCUUCUUCUUCUUCUUCUUCCAAGGGCAAAUCAAAUUUAUCAAUAAGCAAUAGAAAAAAUAUUUGCUCGUUGAUAUGGCAGUACGUCGUAAAGUUGCGGUUGUUCAUCAGUCUUUUGUUCAAUACAAUUGUUGAUGUUUUGUUGUUUGUAGCGACUGCUCUGUUCUUGAAAGACUCUCAAUCACCUUUCACAGCUGCACAAGGAUUUAAGUCGUCCACUCGUCAAAGAUUUAUCUAUCGAACUGUUAGCUUGGAUGACAUUAAAUUUAUAAAGAAUGCGACAAACUGUACGGUUAACGACGUUAUGCUGGGGAUAACACAAGCAGCUUUGUCUCGUUAUAUCCACCGAAGAUACGUAGAAGUUGAAGGCAAGAGGAAGUUUUCACUAGAACGAAUGAGAUGCAGAGCCACUGUUAUAGUGAAUCUACGACCAGCUUUAGGAGUACAUGCGGUAUCUAAAAUGAUUGAAAAGAAUGCAGCAGUGAUACAAGGAAAUUGUUUUGCCUUUGUCAUAAUUCCCUUAAAUAUAGUGCAAUUAGAGAAUCCUCUCGAUUAUGUCCGCAAAGCUAAGACAACAAUGGAUCGAACGAAGCAUUCUCUUGCGUCACUGUGCACCUUUUAUGUUUUACAGUUUAUCCUCAAGUUCUUUGGUUUUAAGGGUGCGACAACUCUUGCUGCAAGAGUUGUAUCUCAAACAACACUAAUCUUUUCAAAUGUAGCCGGUCCGCUCGAAGAAGUUUCUUGGUCAGGCCAUCCAUUGGCAUUCCUUGCCCCAACAUGUUAUGGACAUCCUGGGCUAAUGGUUCAUGCGUGUAGUUAUGCCAAGCAGUUAACAUUUGCAGUAGCAGUCGAUGAAGGAUUAAUUCCAGAUCCGAACCAGCUUGGGGAUGAUUUUGUCGAUGCAUUAAUGCUUAUCAAAGAGGCUGCCCUCUCAAAAUUCAGAACUAAGAUUGAUUAGCUUAUUACACAAUU